AUAAGCUGUAGUCUAAUCGCCUCAAAGUUCUCGCUCAGCUUGAUUUUCGACUGUGAAAAUGUUGGAUUUUACUGUGCUAAUCGUUCGCUGAAUUCGUAGUCUUGUCUCCUGUCUGAUCCUCUUUUAUGUGAUUGUGAUCAUCGUGCCCUAUAUUUUUCUGCGAAAGUUUUUAAUAAUCGUUAUUCCAUUGUGAAUCUUGGCUGCAAGUUUUUUAUGUUGCUCCCAAUUAGAUCAUUCCUGAACGUUGAGUUGUCCUUGCUUGCCAGCUAAACGAGAUGACCUACAUUGAAGGAAUUGGCGAUGAAGUCAUUGAGUGUUUAAUUGUUCUGGUGAUCAUUGUUUUUGCAACACUAGCAUGGUGGUCCACAUCAACCUCCGACCGUCCUUUGAUGCGCACAGUCUACAUCGUAGCACUUCAUGGUAGAUCUGCCUCUGAAAACGGUCAACCUGUUGGACUCACCGAGGCCCAAAACGGUACGCAACAAAGUGAUGCAACAUUAUUACCACCGCACAGCAGCAGUAUAAAACAAGAGGAAACUGUAGAACCUGUUGCAGAGGUCAGUCUUACGGAUGAUUCGCCUGACGGAGCGUCGAGUCAAGCUAGUGGAAACUCAGAAUGUCUUGAAGUCGUAGGGAUAAUGGAUGAAGGCAUUCAAAACGAUUCAUCCACAGAUGACUCCCCAUCAAAUGUUUUGCGCCAACGACGGAUUGCAUUCUUUCAGAAUCGCGGCUCCACUUUACUCGAGCCUACGAGUAGUAGCAAUAUCGAUAACCAGAAUAAAGAGCAAACUGAAAGCAGGGAAGGAACUCCUCAGGAAGUAGCAGCAGAUAAGUAUGUUGAAGAUCAGACAGAGGAUAAUGCAAAGCAGGAUGAACCACUAAAUCAAAGUAGCUCAGGGAAUAGUGAGAGGACAACCGAACAAGCACCCAGUGAAUCACAAACGAGUCAUAGCGGAACACAGCCAAUCAGUGAUGAUUGUAUUAAAAUCAAACUCAUGUACUUAAAUGAAGAACAGAAGCUUGUUGAUGGAAGGCGUCAGGAAUUGUUAGGAGAAUUCAAAAGGCGUCAUUUCAGCACCGAGCUUUCAGCCAACAAGGUAGUCAAACUUAUUUUCAAUGGUCGACUCCUUUUAAAAGAUGCUGAAACGCUGCAAAACUGCGGUCUUUAUAAUAAUUGUGUCGUUCACUGUUUGAUCCAUGUCAACCGAAGUAGUCAGCAGUCAGCAACUAGCAAUAACACAUCAAACACUUCGUCCAAUAAUCACUCAACUAGGUAUACUAAUCAACAGAACGGGCAGCAGUCUGAGUGGCGCUUAGGAAGUCUUUUGUAUAGCUGUCUCCUCAUAAUACUUUCAUUUUGUUGGUACUGCCAGUUCUCUUACUCACAACUGUUCACAUUCACAACAACGGCAGCACUCACCGUUCUAACCCUCUUGUUUCUAAUUUCGUUACUCCCUAAUAAUAUUCCCUACCUGGAGUACUUGCACAACAACGAAGUUCAUAUCAUGCACUAGUCAACCUGGUUUCGCAUUUGCUCUCUGCUUUAGGUGCACAGCCAUGCCUUGUUUUGUUUUGUUUUUUCUGUUCGUUGAAAUGUUGCGGGAGUGUUUUGAGAUUCUGUAUAACAAAGGAAUGUCGAGAUAAAGUUAAAAUUUUCCUCAGAUGAAAGUGAAAGAGCUAAAAAUCUUGAGAAUCAGAAAACACCUAGAAAAGCAAGGGCGUGUUGUCAAAACCCUCUCCUUUUGCCCUCUGAAUUUGGCAGAAGGGCUAAAGAAUUAGUGAAAAGAUGAACUUAUCAAUGAGCAGUAAAUUUGAGUGUCUUGCACAUUGUAGAACCAGAAACUUUUCUUGUAUAGAGAAAAGUGUGAAAAAUAGUCUUCAAGACUCGGUGACUGACAGUAGAUCUACUCAAUUGGGAUAUUAAAAUUAACUUCUCCUUAAAAAUUGCCAAUUCAGCUGAUUUUUUAAGAAAUUUGUCUGAAAUGUGAAUACAUGUAAGUUUUCAAAUCAAGGGAAACAAAAACACACAAAGGUGUCAUUUCUAUGACCAUACAAUGUUACAAAACACAUUAAAAAAUGUGAAUUUACAAGUGAACAUUUUCCUGCACAGGUUUUUUUUUUUUUUCUUUUUUUUUCUAAUUGAUCUCAAUUCAUGCUAUUUUUUUGCGCUUUCUCUGUAUGUGCAUCUUACAUUUAUUCAUAUUUUCAAGUCGCAAAGUUGUGGAUUAUUGUUUAAUUCUUCUCUCUUUUCACUGUACAGUCGAAUCGGUCAUUCUCAGAAAUACUCUAGCACCAGAAAUGAAACUGCAAGAAAAACUGUAUUCAUCGCCCUGUUUUAAAUCUUAGCAUAAGUAAUAGUGCGAUUAAUCAAUUAAAUGCUUCAAUAUUUUGGAGCUAUGAGAUUUGGAAUGGGUCGAUUUGAACAGUUAUUUUGUUUUACUUUUUUUUGUUUUUUGUGCAUUUGCAUUUCUGACGCUGAAGUCUUUUGGAGAGCGAUUGAUUCAAUUAUUCCUUUUCUUUCUACCAAGAAAAUGAAUUAACAAGUAAAUUCUGUUCUACAAUGGACCAAAAGUGCUCCCUUCUAAGAUUUACUGUAUGGAAUGGGGGAAAGAUUAUAAGCUGCAUUCAGAAUAAAAGAGUGCAGCAUUUUCAGUAAGUUGUUGCCGCUAAUGCAAUAUAAAAUUCAGCGCCAGAAGAAUCUCUGUAGUUUUUUAAGCAAUUAGUCCUGCAACCGUACUCUCAUUAAUUUUUCACUCCUUUGCUUUUAGUGUAUUCUAUCCUCCUAACUUUUUUUUAAUAAUUCUCCAUCUCUAAUUCUGGCAAAGAAACAUCAUCUUGGCAGUUCCAAUUUCUAAAGUCUUGAUCAAUAGCAGUGUUCAUCAAAGGAACAAUAGACAAGGUACAAAUUUAAACUUUCUGAUACAUGCUUCCUUUUUAAAAUGUCAUGCCGGACACGAUUCAUGCAGCGAAAAUUACUGAAAUCAACUCCUAAUCAAGAUAACAACGUGUUUCUUUAGCUUUGGCUCGAAAAAAUUCGAAUUUCCUCAAGAAAAAUCAGACUCUAUCCCAAUCAUAUUGCGCACUAUGAUGGCUUUGGCAAGUUUCUUAAUUGAGCAGUGAUACUUCCAUGUCUUGUAUUGUUCAAAGUCUGAAAAGUGUGAAUCAAAUGAGCUGAAGUGUCGAAAAUGAGCUCGCCGUAUUUUCAUACUGCAGAGACUGUUUUGGUAACGUUCAGUGUGCAAGUCAACUCGAGUAAAUCAUUGUUUUUUUUCUUGAGCGGGAAGUUUGAAUUUUUGCAUGAAGAAACAUCAAUUGUGCUCUACAGGAAAUUUUGAUGAGAAAACGUAUUCCAUAAUGAUUACAUUGGCACCUUGUCUAGUGAUCCGUUGUUUUACUUUUCGAUGAGGGCUCAUUAUUUUUAUUUUGGUGCUGUAUUUUCCAGAGCUGGGAAUUCGCAGCUUUGUAUCUUUUCCUUUGUAUAUUAAUUUAUCACAUAUCUUGUAAAACUUUCUGAUCUUUCCUUUACCAUCGUGUGUUUCCCUUUAGAGACUUAUCUGCUGUACUUGUGAAGGAAAUGUAUUUAUGAUUAGAAAUAAUUAGAAAAUAACCUCCAAGUUAGAACUAACUCAGGUUUUCUUUCUCUUCUUCUCGUUUUACAUGUUACGUCCCCUAUUUAUUCUUUUUUUUUUUGGUAUUGAAAGAGACUUAGUUAAUAAAAUAAGUCAAGGAUGACCACAGUCAAGGAAAAUUAGGACAAGCUGGUGAAAAAAAAUGAGUCAGGGAAAAAUUAUGUUAGCGUAAGUGAUAAAUUUUUAUGCCUCGCAUCACGUAGUUUCAGCUUGUCUCCUCGUUGGAUCGGAAAAUAUUAGAAUUAUUAUUCCUAUUUCUAUGUUUUCUCAGAAGUCGGAAACUUUUCUCAAAGUCGGUUAAAGGAAUUGUUAAAGAGACGAGGAAUUCUAGUUUUAAAUCUUUGUGGCCACCCUGAUAAUGACUGUAAAACUCCAAGGAAAUAUCAAAUUAAUUAAAAUAGAGGUUCCAAGGUAAUAAGAGAGUCAUCUCUGCAACCUUGUAUACACCAUCAUUGAAAAGUAGUCUCAGUUUUAUCUUUAAACUGAAGAAAAUGGAUGGCUCUUAAGGUGAACUUUUAGAGAAACAACCUUUCAAAGGGUUUGUUAUUUUUUGGGCUUGUUUCAGAAACAUAUUUUUUUACGUUAAACUUUUGUUCUACGUCUUUCCCUCAAGAUCAUAUCCCCUCCUCCCUCUUAAAGUAAAGAGCAGUAUCUGCGCAUCAAUACUAUGAUUGAAUUACCAGUCAUAUAACCCUUUAUGUUUCCUAUGUGUAAACCCAGUUUCAGACGAACUGUCUCAAACGUCGAAUCUUUCAAGUUAUAUCCUCUGUUGUCGUUCCCUAGAUGAAGAAAGGUAAUUCCAUUCCAAGAUUGCAAAAUUUACAGAAACAGUUCAAAUUUUUUACAAGAAUAUGCCUGUUCACAUUCUGUCUUGACUUUUACUGAUUUUUACGUUUAAUUUGCCGAACAAUCAGCCAAAUUUUCAGUUUGAAAUGUAGUUACGUUCUCUAUCAGAGAAACGAUGAUAAGAGACGCUCUUUUCAAAAGAAUUGGCUCCUUGUAAUCAAGCUAGUUUAUGGAUUGAAGCUCUUUUUUUUUUCAUGUUUAUAUCUGCUAGUGGCAUAGCUCAUUCUCAUCCCUUGACUGGUCAGCUUAAAAAUGACGUUUCUUUAAAUUUUUUACAUUGACCAGUAAGCUAUUUUUUUAAUAUUUUUUGUUCUCUCAGCGUUACUUGAAACAUGUGUUUUAAGUAAUAAGCAGCCAUCAUGAAAUGUAGAGGGUGUUGCUUUUUAGGUUGCUAACUAUACAAGUAUAAAUAGUUGAUAAUUCUAUUUAUCUUCAUAUCAAAAAUGGGAACAUGAGUGAAAUUAGAGCAACGUUGACCUUAAUUCAUUAUUUCUGUUUUCUCACAUCUGUGUAGGUGAUAUCAAGGGCUGUGAUUUAUCUAUUGUUUCAGACUUUUGAGGUUUUUGUUUUUUGUCCUCAUAUGAUUCGCAAGAAAAAAUCAUCUGUCCAUUUCAUACUUAAAUAUUUUUCUUAUUUGCUGGGUGCGUAAAAAAUGAAUUCAACUCAUAUAUUUAAUGCUGUCAGCAAUUUUUUUCAAUGUAAGUACUUUCUUUGUUGAAUUUAAGACAUUUGUGCUUAUUUCCUGUGACAGUGAAUUUGGUCUAUAAAAGUAUUGAUGAUCAGGUAUUCACCAUUUGUGAUUCGCGUUUCUCUAUCACUACUUUGUUGUUUUUGAUUCCAUUAAUCCAAUACUUCAAAGUUUCUCUUCUGCAUCAAGAGAACUUUCCAAGCAAUUCUACCCAGUUUUGUUGGUCGCAGUGAUCUCUUGCUAAAAUGAACUAUGAAAGGAAACUCUUGAAUAACUCAAUUGAAGUCAACGUUCCCUAGUUUAUCUCUUGACACAGUGUGAAAAAUGCAUUUUUGUCGUGUUUGCAUUCGUGUUCAGGAUGCUGCCUUUGCUGUUGAAGAAUCUUUUAAUUUUUAUCGAAGAAUGGUGCCCUUAGCCCAAAUUAUUAGGUGCCAAUUCUUCAGAAGCGAUCAACCCACUUCUUCUCUCUCUGAAUUUCUGUCUUGUCUUAACUUUCAAUGUGUUAAGUAGUGUUAAGUAUAACUAUGUUUGAAGUGCCUCAACUUAAAUUUCAAGGUGAUUUGAAAAUAUGGAAUCAUUUUAAGUAAGCUUUUCGAAAGAACGGGUUUACCUGGAACAAAGUUACUGUUCAGAGCUGUUCUUCCCGCCCCUUUAUUUAUUCCUAAAAGUUUUCUUUGUCGAAAGAUCAAUUGAAAAAGAAAUCAGUCCGUAGGACUUUAAGGGCAAGCCAUUUUUGGCAAGGAAUAGGUGAAAGCAGUAAUAGGCAACUUAGAUUGUUAAUAUCCUUGCUUUGUUAAUACCCUCUGGAUUAUCAGAGUCAUCUGUUACUCUAUAUUUCUACUCCUUUAAUGGAACUGCAUAUCGAUGGCUAAAUUAGGAAGAAAUGUACCUGGUAUUUUGGUUUGCAUUGUCAUUGACUUCCCAUCAUAUUUUAUUCUUCAAUUGGAAAAUGAAUGCAAGUAAUUUCUUCUAAGCUUGUUAGAUUUUUCUCUACCAUUAGAAAAACUCAAUUACAAGCAUAAAAAUAGGCAUAUUUCCCCUGGAAAAUAACAUGAGAGCAGGGAUUGUAAACGCUGCAGUUGAGGUACGGGAUUUCUGAGUUUAGCCAUCAAUAUAAUCACUUUUUUGUCUUUUCAUCAGUUUUUUACGCUGAAUUUCUAUCCUCUCUCCAGUAGCUCAUUUUCUAAGUGUCUGUCAUAUUCUGAAAGUCAUAAAGCUUUAAAUAUAUCAUGGUUUGUCCACUAUCACUUUUUGAAGGAACAGUUUGACUCUCUGUUUUAAGGCUACGCUGUUUUCACAAGUCAAAUAUUUGUAUAGUUGAACAUGUUUUGUUUUUAGUCAUUGUAUACAAGAAGCUUGAAUCCACCUCUUUUUGUUCCUACGAGUGGAUUUUGAGUUGUAUGUUUUGCGAAACAGUUGUUUUAUCAUUCUAUCUGUAUCUGUGUAUUAUUAUUUUUAGUCAUCUUGAAAUAAACAUAUUUGAUUUAAA
Bemisia tabaci is the source of this 6652-nucleotide messenger RNA. RefSeq lists its product as uncharacterized. The record is from RefSeq and is a predicted model, not a curated record. Gene Ontology annotation, molecular function: protein binding. NCBI's taxonomy places the organism in Eukaryota, Metazoa, Arthropoda, Insecta, Hemiptera, Aleyrodidae. Gene Ontology annotation, biological process: ERAD pathway.